ACAUCGCCCUUUCAGGUCCAUGAUGGUUCGCUAUGCCCAGGUGGGGCAGGGGACACCUUUCCCAGACACGCCUGAUGACCCAAAGCACUUAGGCACCUUUAUCGCAGGGCCCCGACGCAAACGGGGCAAGGGCGAGGAUAUGGAUGAGGACCCGCUGCUGUCCUGCCUCUAUAAGAUGACCUUCGGCCCCGCCCAGCUGUACGUGUACGCCCUGGCCUGGGUGGCGGCCUUCGUCUGUGCCCCCGUCUACGUGGACUACAUCUUCCACGUGAGGGUCCUGCCGCACCGGCUUGUGCAUCACUCAAGUUUCGUGCAAGUCAAGAUGAAAUGUAAUGGGAUACCUACGUUACUGCUGGUCCAUUGACAGCUACUCUAGUUCCUGGCGUCAAGGGAAACCUCACAGAGGUCAACAUGGGUAAAAUUUACCACUCCCAUAAGUACGAUGACGUCAGCUAUGCGCCUGAUGGCUUCUAAUAACCUGGCGACAUUGAGUUGGGUGGCGCCUCAUGAUGCCCGCAUGUUUGAUGCCUGUUAUCCAGUACAUGAGAGGACCAAGAGCCUGUAUAUAACUCUAAUAUCCUAAUACAGGACACAAAUAUGUAAUAUAAACAAUAAAGUAUCUUUUCCUCAUAUAUAAAAUCGUCACAAGCUCAUGUGCUAGUGAGACAAAGAUCAGCAUCUCUCCCUAAUAAAUCUUAUAUCCUCUGUCUUAACAACUCUCCCACUUCCUUAUCCUCGUUCGAGUCCCCGCCGCCUUAGCCAUAGAUUAACGCGAACGUGGAAAGUUAAUUCCUGCUUUAUUGUUCU
Messenger RNA from Eriocheir sinensis (Chinese mitten crab), 807 nucleotides. RefSeq lists its product as uncharacterized. The transcript is spliced from 4 exons. Lineage: Eukaryota; Metazoa; Arthropoda; Malacostraca; Decapoda; Varunidae. The record is from RefSeq and is a predicted model, not a curated record. Bases 20 to 364 code for a protein of 114 amino acids.